Messenger RNA from Plodia interpunctella (Indianmeal moth), 2151 nucleotides. RefSeq lists its product as uncharacterized. The record is from RefSeq and is a predicted model, not a curated record. The transcript is spliced from 5 exons. Bases 321 to 779 code for a protein of 152 amino acids. NCBI's taxonomy places the organism in Eukaryota, Metazoa, Arthropoda, Insecta, Lepidoptera, Pyralidae.
AGUGCUCUUUCUACCUCCGUAACGAGAGUACGUUUUUCCCGCCAAAAGUGCCGAUUUACAGUUAAAUUUUUUUAUAACAAAAAAACCGUGCUGUGUUUAUUCUAUUUAUCAAUUACACCAUUGGAUUUCUGUGCCUGUACGGCAGGGAUAGGUACAGCAUAGUCAAAGAAUAAGAGGUGGUGCAAUCAAUCCAGUCUAAGUCCAAGGCUUUGGACUGCUCGGCGCAGUCCAUGAGGCAGUGCAUUAGGCGCCUUUUUACAUAGGGUCCACGAUGAGGUACCUGUGAUCCAUAUCGGGCGGGAGCGGUGCCACCUUCCACGAUGACGUCGGAACGGGCCAUUCCCCACCUCCGGGACAUCUUCGGUCUCAAUCAGCAAUACGACGCCAAGAGUUUUGACGACAACGAUGACAAAAACAAGAAGACUAAGAAAAAUAAGAAGGAGGACUACCGCUCUUACGCCAAUGGGGACGUCAAAACACUAGAAAGACACCUCAGUAUGAAGAAGACUAUAAGGAAAAAGAUUAUGCGUGAUCUUCAGCAGGCGUUCGUUGAAGACCCUAACGAGUUUAAGGUCGAAAAUACGAGCCCGGAGAAGCUGAAGGCGGAACUCAGCGCGGAAGCGGUGAAAAUCGAGAAGAACGUACGUAAGAAUGAUCCCACGUUCCUAGACAUGCUGAGGGGUGAAACGAGGGGAGAGGAGGCGAGGGAGGAGCAGCCCCCAGCCGAGAAGACAAGCUUCUGGCGACGGCUCACUAUGAAGAAUAAAAAUAAGAGAUAAAACUGCUGGACAGCCGUGCGAACACCUUACUCCUUUUCAUCUCCUUUCGAAUUUGUGUGUUCUAUGUCAAUUAUGGAUGUUACAUAUUUUCUGCAAUUCGGUAACCUUUUUAGGUAUCGGCUACAAUAUGACUGACUGAUAUGUAGCCUAUAUAUCACUUCCGUAUAAAAUGUAUACUGUAAGAUUUGUUAAUUGACUCUAGUUGUUAUAUAAGCCAAUUAUAAUGCGCACAUUACUCGCUUUUAUGAGAUUUUUCUCUUAAGUUUUGUUGUAAUGGGUGUCAAGUGAGGAAUCAAUAAAUUUAAUCGAUAUGAAUAUUUUAACACCGGAUCAGCUUUAAAAACCAAACGAGGUACCUCUUGUAUUUUUUUUAUCAUCCAAUCCAUACAUUAAGUACUAUAAUUAUGUAAUCAUUGUUGUCAAUGAAGGUACAGAGAGCCCGUAUGUACGGAAAAGAUCUCACUAUAAAAAUCUGUUAUUAUAGGAUUUAUAUCUCUGACGCAUGAAUAUUCAAACGGAUUUUUUUACACGAAGCAGUCUGUUCUCAAACCAUCUCUCGUCUAUAAGUACAGACAGCACGAGUUGAGUUAGUCUUCUUAAAUUACUUUCAAAACUGGUCAUGAGAAUUAUUGUUCAUUGUAUAACUGUGUUUCUGUUCGCCCUCCGUCAUGGCCUGUGCUAACCACAUCCAUGUCUCAAGGAAGGGCUAAAUAAUUGUACAAUGUAAACUUAUUCUUGAAUGUAGUACCUUGAUAAUAGAAUUGUACACUAUAUUCUUGGCAAAUUUGUAUCUAUACUAGGUAUGUAAAAUUUAAUUUCGAAUCUUAUGACAUCAUGUUGAAUCUAGGACAUGAACAUUUGAAAUGAGAGCGACAGAGACAGAUGUGUUAUUUUAGUUUCAUGCUAAUUUGACACCAAUGAUUUACAAAGUAUAGUACCUAAUAGAAAGCAAGACUGGCUGAUCAUAAUAAUUAUGAAAAAUUGACUCAUGGUGGAAAUGCUCCAGAAAGUAAUUAAAAUAGGAAUUUUUGCUGGCCCAAUAAGUUGUUAAUAGGUUUCUAACAUAAACAAUGUGUGACUUCUUCUUGGCUUGAUCCCUUUACGACUAACUUUGAACUUAUAAUUAAAUUUAAAAAAGGUUAUACUUAAUUAAGCUAUAGACUAAUACUUGAUGGACGGAGUAAGGUGUUAACAAUAUCGUCGGCCAUAAGUUAUAAGAUAAUAUCUCGUUCUACAUGUGAUGUAACGUUAAGUUGACUAAGAUAGUUUAAGUACGUAGUAGGCUAAUAUUGCGCCUGCGUUGUAAGGUAGGCUCGAGGCAAUCCUUGUUGUGACAAUUUAUUACAAUUCAAUAUACAUAAUUUUACACAUU